Molecule: messenger RNA, 2004 nt
Organism: Rotaria socialis
Lineage: Eukaryota; Metazoa; Rotifera; Eurotatoria; Philodinida; Philodinidae
Source: the annotation of a GenBank genome assembly
AUGAGAACCGGUACUUAUUCAACACAACCACACUUUGAUAAUUUAAGUUAUAUAUCGGAUGGUCGUGAUCGUAUUUCGUAUCUAAAUGAUCCCUAUGCAGUUUCAUCGCGUGAUGCUGUUGUCGAUCGCAAUGGAAUUGUUUUACAACCAAAAGAACUAAAACGAUCUAGGCAUGAUAAUAAUAUUGCUUAUAAGUUUCGUCCCGGUCAAGACAGUAUAUAUGCUUAUAGCAAUGCAGCAUUCAGUGAUUACAGCGGUGCUGAUUCCCGUGGACCAUCGAUGCGAUCAUACAUUGGAAAUUCUUAUAACUUUCAAAACCCAUAUAACACAACCAAACGUAAUCGAACAACAUGUCGAAUAUGUUCGAAAUAUUGGUAUAUAUUUGGAUUUCUAACUCUCAUUAUUCUUGUUGCUAUCGCUGUUAUUAUUGGCGUCCUUAUUUUUCGCUCGAAACAUAAAGCAAGGGAAUGUUAUUUACCAUGCGAUCCAAGUGACAGACUGGUUCAAUUAAAUUCCACUUAUUGUGAAUGUCAACUUAUUAAUGAAUGUGAAUUCGAUCCACCUGUAUGUGGGCUAUUUUCUUGUACCAAAUUUAAUGGAAUAGGUUAUGAAUGUAAUUGUACAACUGGCUUUCAACAUCCAUCUACGACUCAUGAUUUGACAGUUUGCGAAGAUACUAAUGAAUGUGAAAAUCUAAACACCUGUGGAGAACACCAGCUAUGUCAUAAUACUAUAGGAAAUUAUACAUGUUCGUGUGAAAACGGCUUUGAAACAAUUACAACACCCGAUGGAAUUGCAUGCCAAGAUCAAGACGAAUGUACCGUCCCUAAUCCAUGUUCAAAUGCUCGAUGCAUCAAUACUAGCGGCAGUUUUAAAUGUGUCUGUAACUCAGGUUUUGAACCUGAGGUAAGCAAUCCAUUGCAUUGUGACGAUAUCGAUGAGUGUUUACGUUUCAAUCCAUGUACUGAUCAUAAUGAAAUAUGCGAAAAUACAGCUGGUUCAUUUCUGUGUGGUUGUGCUCAAGGAUAUCGACGAAAUGAACAUGGAAAUUGCACAAAUAUUAAUGAAUGUGCUGAAUCGACUGCCGCUUGUGAUAUUAAUUCUCGAUGUGAAGAUCGAAAUGGAUCUUUCGUAUGUUGUAUAAAUACGAUAACAGAUGAAUGUAUUGAAUGCGGUUAUGAUUAUUUAAGUCCGAGAUCAGUCGUUAGUAAUCCUGUUCGAAGUAAACGUAUGAUUGAUGGGCAACCAGUUGAAUCAGGACGUUUUCCGUGGAUUGCUGCUGUAUUAAUUAAACAACAAUAUUCUAGCAGCGAACCACGUUAUGUUUGCUCAGCUACUCUUGUUUCUAGUUGGAACGUUAUUACUGCAGCUCAUUGUCUCGAUGAACAACAUUUUCGAAAACAAUGGGAAAUCACAGGCGAGCCGAGUUCAUUUAAAGAUAUAUUUGAUAUUCGUAUCGGUGUACAUAAUCUUAGUUUGAACAGUACUGAUUUUAUUCAAAGUCAAUCAUAUUCAAUCGAAAAUUUUACUCUGCCGUCGAGAUAUCAAUCUCUCAGUUCAGAAUCAGCUACUGUGCAAGAGGAUGUUGCAAUAAUUAAAUUAACUAAACGUAUAGAACGUUCAUCGAAUACAGAUUGGAUUUGUUUACCAACUAUGAUUCAUAUUCAAGAUCAAGAUAGAUUGAAAGUGGUUUCAUACAGUAAUAUUGAUGAUAAUUUAAUUCAACAGCAAUUAGAUAUUCGCGUGCUAAACAACGAUGAAAAUAAAACUGAAUGUCAACGACAACUGGGUGAUAUUGCUGAAGAUGCUUUCUGUGCAAUAAGUACAAAUCAUACCAGUGUAUUAGGCAGAGGUGAUUCCGGCGCAGGUUCUAUGUUAUUCAGUAGCAAUAGUCGUUGGCAUCUUGCAGGUGUAAUGUCAAAAACAGGCCUACAAAAAUCAUAUUCAGCUAUGACUAAUGUGUCAAGGCAUAUUGGAUGGUUGACGUCUCUUGUGGAACGCUAG